AUUAUCAAUAAUAUCGUGAUAUUAUCGAUAUUAUCACGAUAUGAACGAUAAUUAAAGGAUAAAUGUGAUAAUAUCGUUAUCUCAUAAAAACAAUAAUAUUGAUGAUAUUAUCGAUAUUUUGGUUCUUACCCAAGACCGAGUUCCACCCACUCCCAGGUGCUCAAGAGACGAUUCAUAAGCUGUCAGAUUUCUGUGACCUGUCUGCAGUUUGAAUAAUACUAUGUAAGGAUUACACAGCCUCUGAAAAUUGUUGCACAAGUUCUAGAGUAAGGAGAAGGUAACCCCGAGUGGCUCCAAGCUUGCAGUAACAUGAAAUAACAGAACUAACAGUAUUCAUCCGAGGUCAAAUCGUUGCUUAGAAGGCUUGGUGUGGAGCCGAUCAAGAUUGAAUUGGAUGAACUGGUUGAGCCGUUUAAAUGAAGAUAAGUGCCUUAUGAUUGCAACCCCCCAUAAUCCAGAAACUGUUAUCCGCCUUCAACUGGAGACACUUUUGGCAGAGAAGGCUCGAUUAGCUAACGAGAAUUCAGUUUAUGCACGCGAGAAUCGGUUCCUUAGGGAAAUUGAGGAAUACCACCAGCUAACAAUGCAUGAUGUUGUGUAUUUAGAUGAUGAAGAAGUCACCGAAGCUAACCUAUUAACCAGCCCCAUCGGCGUCUCCAAGAUGCUCUCCAUUUCCCCGCCCUCAUCAGCACCCCCAUUCCCGCCUCUAGAGGACUCUUCAUAUGCAACCUCACCAGUACCAUAAAGUUGCUUCCACCAGACCUCUUGCUUCCCAUCCUUUUUUUCGUUAUCUCUUCAGGUUUACCUUUCACUUUGGCUAUAAGUCAAGUUUUUAGGAUGAAGUCUUAGUUUAUUUGAGUGAAGAUCAGCCGUAUUGAUUUUGUACAAGAAAGAUACACAUAAACUGCAUGCAAGAUCCCGAUAUUUUGUUUUCCACAAAACAAAUAAGCAGUGAAAGAUUUCGAUUGUCGGACCUCAUGCCACAAACUUCACCAUUAAGCUCAAGGAAGGAUGAGAAUUCUCAAACUCCGAAAAGAACGUCCCAACAAGCUCCAUACUUUUCUGCUUUAGAUCGAUCACUUUGUUCUUCAUGUAAAGAAUCAGAGUCUGGUUAGCUUUCUGCUAACAAUUCUAUGACUACAAAGUUGUUGUACAUUGUUCUUUUGUGUUUGUAAAUAAAGCU
Messenger RNA from Malus domestica (apple), 1183 nucleotides. RefSeq lists its product as uncharacterized. The record is from RefSeq and is a predicted model, not a curated record. NCBI's taxonomy places the organism in Eukaryota, Viridiplantae, Streptophyta, Magnoliopsida, Rosales, Rosaceae.